AUGCCCGAUGUUGCGGAGGCGAUAUGCAUCGACUCAGAGGAGGAACAGCUGGUGCCCCAGCCAAAGCGAAAGAAAAGGAAGAAGCAGAACGUACCUCAGGCUGCAAAGGAGCCUGUGCUGCUGCCAAGCUGCAUCGAUUUGGAUGCAGAAGAGGAGAAGGGCCAACAGGCAGCUAGCACUGAGCAACCAGCCCUAGAAGGUGCCAGUGGUACGACCAAGGCUGUUGCAACGCCUGCUCGGCUUUCGGUUGAAGCUGUUUGUCUGUCGUCUGACGAGGAGGGGCCCAUCCCGUCCAAGAGCAGUGAGGCCGCGCGUUCAGGAGUGGCAGACAGUGAGCUCGAACAACGGGCUCAGGACCUGGCUGACGCAGCGCUCCAAAACCUGCCGCCAGCUGCGCGAGCAGCGCGAUUAGUCAAGGUUAAGCACAGCAUUCUUGCACGACUUCGCUCCCAAGCAGAGACCGGAAGCCUUCCAAGCCUUCCAGCUGUUCCAAGCGUGCAAGUACAAGCAGAAGAAGUAGUUCCACCGCCCCCUCCGCCAGGGGAGGCGCCUCCUGAUGCCCAGCAGAUCCCAAGCGCAGGGCUGGCUCUGGGUUUGACCCAGCAGCCACAGCAGCCACA
Molecule: messenger RNA, 620 nt
Organism: Symbiodinium pilosum
Lineage: Eukaryota; Dinophyceae; Suessiales; Symbiodiniaceae
Source: the annotation of a GenBank genome assembly